AACAAUUGUUUAACAUUUUCAGAAGUGGGAUGGAUUCGCGUAGUAGAAGCAGGUCCCGGAGUCCGGUGCGAUGGGACAACACGCGACUGGAACGCCGAGAUCGGAGCAGCAGUACCCGGAGGCGCAGUCGUGAACGUGCACCGAGGCGCUGGGCUCCCUGGCGGCCGCGAGAAUCUGUGGAUCGCGAGUCGCCUGCUGCGCUGGAUGAACCUGGUAGGAUCAAUCCAAAUUAUUAUGGGGUAAUGGUGAAACCUGACAUCAUCCCGGAGUUUGAUCCUGAAAAGUCGGAGCUGCCAGCGCAACAAUGGCUCAACAAAAUUGAACAACUGGGCGCAAUUCACGGUUGGUCUGAUAGCGUUAAGAGUUAUUAUAUGCAGUCACGCCUGUCGGGUCUAGCUAAACUAUGGCAUAAUGCCUUGCGCAGUUACGAAAUGACGUGGCUUGAGUGGAAGGAACGGAUUCUUGAGGCCUUCCCUCAAAACCUGGAUUAUGCUGAGGCUCUUAAGGAAAUGAUUAAUAGAAAGAAACUAUACAGCGAGACAAUGACCCAUUACUUUUAUUCUAAAUGCAACAUGUUAACUAAAUGUGAGAUCACUGGUGAUAAGGCUGUUUCUUGUUUGAUAGAAGGGUUACCAUUUCACUUAAAAACCUCAGCUAGAGCAGGUAACUACAGAACUCCUGGCGAGUUGUACUCUCAGUUCUUGUGUAUGAAUGACGAGAAAAAGGUACCUCCAAGCAAGCACUUUUCAGCGCGCAGUAGAGACUUUAACUCUUCUGGUACAUCAAAGGAAGUCGCUGCAGGAGACCAGAAGGCUGCAUCAUCAUCAUCAGCAAACAAGACAUCCGUCACCUGUUUCUUAUGCAAGGAAUCAGGUCAUGUCGUGCGGUCCUGUCCGAAGAAUCCCAACGCUGUUAGAUGCGAUGUCUGCGGGAAGACGAACCAUAAAACGGAGCAGUGUUUCCGGAAGACUUCGGUGAACCUUGUUGACUCUCAGAGUCGCAAAGUCGUCAGGAUGGACGAGUGUCAAUAAUGGCCGUAGAAGUCUCUCGAGCUGCCAACAGAUGGCGCGACGUUUGCACAACGGACGAAGCAACGUCACAGCUAUCAACAUGGCGCCUACCUAGUUUCCAUAAUGGCCGCAAGAGGGCGCUCGUGAGUCACAACAAUGGCGUCAGCAUUCCCGCCAAAACGGACCAAUCAGCGGUGUUCGUACCAAUCGCACCAUGAUUCCUGCAGCGUGAUUGGCCGAGGCAACUGUGGUCACAUUAUUGGAGGGAAGUGCCUGUUCCAGCCGUUGCGAAAAUUCAUUCCAACGCGUUCAUUCCGGGCUGAACUUUUGUAGAUUAAAGAAGUGCGAAGUGUUGGUGUAAAAUUAGUGCUAAAAGAUAAGUACUAGAUUUAGUCCUUAUUGUAAUUGCUAUGUCGUUGUUAGAUUUUGCUAUGUGUUGAUUUUGCUUUAGUAUCUAACGGCUUUUAGUUGCUAUCUUUGUCGUACAGUUAAAUAACGGUCGUUUUCAUAUAUGGCAUUAAAUAUAGCGUUUUGUUUUUAACGGUUAAGCUAUUGUGAUAGCAAUUGCGUUUAUAACUUGUGUAGUGAAUUUACGCUGUUUAAUAAAGAUAUUUCGAAGUUACAAGUUACUACUUCAACUCGAUUAAGGUCUUCAUCUAGUUUUGUGGUUUAGAUUGUUUAAAAUCCGGUUCAUUAAUUGUACUACCUUUCUAGCAUCACAAUUAAUACUAGAGUACCUAGGUGUCCUGAUUUUAUGACCUACCUUAUUAUUAUUUAAGAAUGCUAGACUAUAAUUCACGAUAAUGGUUUAUUGUUGCUUCCUUAACUGUGAUUGUUAAAUGAUUUAUUUAAUAAACGUGCAUUUGGUUAUUAAUCGGUGUUAAUAAAAAUUAUACCUGGCCUAAUGGUUUUCCUUAUUUUAAAUCAACAUCAGUAAAAUACCCUAAUUAAAUUCAUUCU
This is a messenger RNA of Leguminivora glycinivorella, 1970 nucleotides long. RefSeq lists its product as uncharacterized. Bases 30 to 1031 code for a protein of 333 amino acids. Gene Ontology annotation, molecular function: zinc ion binding; nucleic acid binding. The transcript has 2 exons. The record is from RefSeq and is a predicted model, not a curated record. NCBI's taxonomy places the organism in Eukaryota, Metazoa, Arthropoda, Insecta, Lepidoptera, Tortricidae.